This is a messenger RNA of Sorghum bicolor (sorghum), 1640 nucleotides long. RefSeq lists its product as uncharacterized. The record is from RefSeq and is a predicted model, not a curated record. The transcript is spliced from 3 exons. The coding region runs from base 287 to 1279 and encodes 330 amino acids. Lineage: Eukaryota; Viridiplantae; Streptophyta; Magnoliopsida; Poales; Poaceae.
CCAUGGAAGAAUUGCUCUCGUACGACUGCAGUUGUUUCUUCUUGUUCUCCCGUUCACCUCGCCCGGCCCGAGAGCUAUACGCUCGAUUCGGCCGCUUGCUGCAUCAACGGGGACAAGAGGAACAACCGAACACGCCGCCGCCGCCGCCUACUCCCAGCUGCCCCCGUCUUUGCCGGACCCUUUGCCGGCGACGAGCACCCACCGCACCAGUUUAUGAACCUCAGCAGCCAAGGGAUCAGAAGUGGUGGUGUUUAGUCAGCUAUCACACAGAUUGACAUCCUAUACCAUGGCUUCUCUGCUUUGUCCACAAAUAAAGUUAAGCAAAGUAUUUGUUAGGAGGAGGUUUCAUGAGAGUGGACAGACCAAUUUGCCAAGGUCUCUUCACUGGAAACCCUUGCGACCAGGCCAUCUUGAAAAUCUUGUGCUGCGAUGCACCGAGAAUUUGUCAUGGGAAACCUCUCUUCCAUAUGCCUCUGUCGAGGAUGGUGCCAGUAUCAUCAAGGGAACAGGUGUUGUUGAACCUAUUGAUACAGAAGAAGCUCCACAGAUUCCAAUCCUCCAGAGUGAUGAAGAUGUUGUGGAGGUGAAUAAUGAACCUUCUUGGCAGCUAAAGGCAUUUAAACUGCCAUUGUGGCUACUAGGGCCUUCGGUUCUGUUGGUUACGGGUAUAGUUCCAACUUUAUGGUUGCCACUGUCUUCAGUGUUUCAUGGUCCCAACAUUGCUGGCCUUCUAUCUCUAGUUGGACUUGAUUUCAUUUUUAAUAUGGGAGCGAUGUUGUUUUUCCUUAUGGCUGAUGCAUGCGGCCGUCAAGAGAACAAUAUUUUGGACCUGAAAAGGCAGAUCCCAUUUUCCUACAGGUUCUGGAAUCUGGCUGCUACCAUAGUAGGCUUUGUUGUUCCAUUUGCCCUGUUUUUUGCAACUCGUAGGGGCACUCUACAGCCACAACUACCAUUCAUUCCAUUUGCAGUGUUGCUUGGACCAUAUCUUUUACUCCUAUCUGUACAGAUGUUGACUGAGAUGCUUACAUGGCACUGGAAAUCGCCGGUAUGGUUGGUAGCUCCUGUGGUUUAUGAAGGCUAUCGAGUACUACAGCUGAUGAGGGGUCUCCAGUUAGCUGACGAAAUUAGUGCGCCUGGCUGGAUGGUGCAGAGUCUUCGUGGCCUGGUAUCAUGGUGGGUACUCGUCCUUGGAGUCCAAUUGAUGCGCGUUGCCUGGUUCGCUGGACUCAGUUUUGCUAGAAAUUCAAGGUAUGGAGAAAGUGAUGAUAUGAACCAGUAAGUCGUACAAGAAAAACUUGAGGUGUCUUCUUUUUGGGGGGCUCAUGGUACUUCAACCUGCAACAAUGCUCUUCGUGUUGAUGGUGGUGCGAUUUUAGUUGCUGGACGUACAGAAAGGCCGAACAUCCUUGAAAACCUGCAAUGCUUGGGCAAUAGUUUUGUAAGUGUUUUUCUUUUUUGUUUGCCUGUGGUAAAUAGUGCAGCUACUCUUAUGCUGGAGCAGAGCAGGAGCCAGGCUGCUAGAUACUUCAUAUUAUGAACAGUGUAAUUAUUGUAGUAUAUAUAUAUAUAUAUACAGGAACAUGAUCAUUUGACUGAGCACCAUACUAAACACAAACAUCACUGUGUACGUUCCUUGAAUA